Molecule: messenger RNA, 316 nt
Organism: Mizuhopecten yessoensis (Yesso scallop)
Lineage: Eukaryota; Metazoa; Mollusca; Bivalvia; Pectinida; Pectinidae
Product: carboxypeptidase B-like
Exons: 3
Biological process (GO): proteolysis
Molecular function (GO): zinc ion binding; metallocarboxypeptidase activity
Source: RefSeq, a predicted model, not a curated record
AUUAAUAGAAGAAUCUAGACCGUCUGAUCGCCAAAAAAGAGCCACUUCGACAAUGAGUAUGAACCAUUAUCAUUCAUAUGCUGAGAUCAACGCUUUCCUGAAUUCCAUCGUGGCUUCGAAUAGUAAUGCCCAUCUCUACAAACUCGGUUCUUCUGGCCAGGGCAGAUCUAUCAAUCUGAUUAGGUUUUCUACCGGUACGACAUCCAGCGGGGCACACAAGAAGAGCAUCUUUAUGGACGGUGGAAUCCACGCUCGUGAGUGGAUAGCCCCUGCCGUUGUCCUUUAUAUGAUCGAUCAGGUGGGUGUUCAAAAUUAA